Cotesia congregata is the source of this 666-nucleotide messenger RNA. The record is from the annotation of a GenBank genome assembly. NCBI's taxonomy places the organism in Eukaryota, Metazoa, Arthropoda, Insecta, Hymenoptera, Braconidae.
AUGAAGUGGCCUGGUACUGUAACUGGUGGUAGCAACGAACCGGCACCCUCCAUGCAGCUGCAUCAUCCUUCUGCAAAUGGACACAUGCCUUCUGAUAUUGAUCAAUGUGCACAAAUAAUGGCAAGUGGAGAUGCUAUGAGACUCCAAGCUGGACAAACCAACCAGAUGAAUGUUAAUAGAACCCAAGAUGACGCUAUGGUUGGUUAUGUUUUUCAAAGACCUACAGAAUCUGAUUAUAAUGCUCAAGCUACUACUUUUCAAAGUAAACAAGCACCACGAGCUUGGGCACUUGCUGAUGAUGCUAUUAUAGACAACAACCAUGAAAAAUGGAAGUAUCCGAUGACAAAACUGAGUGUGCCACAGCAAAGUCAACCACAGCAACUAGGUCUCCAAACAAUGAAUAAUGUUCAUUUACCAUAUGAAUUACAUCCAAUGCAGCUUAAGAGCGCAGCGCCUGGAACAGAGCACCUGGUUUAUCUAAACAAUCAAAUGACAACACAACAACAAGUCGCAUUAUUUCAUCACCAACAACAACAGCAGCAACAACAGCAACAGCAGCAACAACAACAACAACAACAACAACAACAACAACAACAGCAGCAACAACAACAGCAACAGCAAUUCAGAAAUGGCCAGAAUUAUCGAGUAGCGCGAUCUAUAUGUUGA